AACGUGCGCGUCCCCGUUCGUCGGCGGCGGCGCGCAGUGAUUUAUCGGGAGAACAGGAAACAGGAGACGACAGGAACAGAGGGGCCCGGGCAGGCGGAGCGAAGCCAGCGGGGGGAAAAAAGCUCACAAAAACCGGGAUUUAAAACCAAAAAACCCUCACAAAAAAAGGUCUUUUACGCACAGGAACGGGAUUAAUUAGUCUGCGAAGCACAGGAGAAGGGGGCGACUGGAAAUAAGCGCACUUGGAUCGAGAAGAAACUGCAAUAAAAUCUGGAAAGUUAAGUCCUCCGUUUCUCUGGAACGGAGCCGCAUUUUGUCCGUCGGCGUGCAGUGAGUGGUGACGCGGCCCGAGGAGCUUCUGCACACGGACGACCAAAAGGCAGCAAACAAAGAAUGGAUCUUUAAAUUCGACUUGCACUGUGAAGAGGAAGAGAACGGGAUUAUUAUUAACGGUUCUCGUGCUUUUUUUCCCUGGUUCAACAACCGUCUCCGACUAGCAGCCGUUAGCUCCUCCAUCUGCUCGCGCCGCGGCUCUCGCGUUAGCUGCGCUGGCGUGGAAAGUGUCACAGAGUCGGGCGGCUUUGUCCUUUCUUCUUUGUGUAAAGAAACUAUUUUUGCCAUAAAGAAUAACCAACGUUAUGGGUGCUCGCUAGCUGGCGACGACGCGGUCCCCGAGCAGUGGCGCCGGCACUGCGGCCUUCGCGCCCCCGUGGCCGGGAAGGACUCCGGACUCCCUCACUCACUCGGCUCUCCAGCAUCAUCCAUCCAUCCCUCCGCCCGCCGCCGGCCGUGCAGCCCUUGGCUUGUUUAGAUGGUUGGGACGGCGCGCGAUCGCUUUCUCGCAUCGUCACCGCUCUUUGUUGAGGCGCGAACGGCUCGGACGCGGAAGGAGACGCGGGACUCGUCGUCUCGGAGUCGGGAGUUCGGCUCUGAGUGAUCCGUGUGUGGGAACGGAGCGGAGCGGAGGAGGAAGCAGGCAGGGGGCCCGGCGGCGGCGGCGGCACUGCGGUGCAGCCAGUCACCCAGUGCCAGUGGAGCUGGCGGAGCUGACGGAACUGCUCCACUCUCAAGAUGAUGUGCGAAGUGAUGCCCACAAUCAGCGAGGCAGAGGUCCCAUCAGGGGGUGGCGGAGGAGGCCGGGGCUCGGGGUCCCCGCUGCAGUCCGAUUCGGACGGGCACUUUGAGUCGCUGAUGGUGUCCAUGCUGGAGGAGCGUGACCGGCUGCUGGAGACACUGCGCGAGACACAGGAGAACCUGGGCCUGACGCAAAGCAAGCUGCAUGAAGUGAGCCAUGAGCGCGACUCACUGCAGAGGCAGCUCAACACAGCCCUACCCCAGGAGUUUGCUGCCCUUACCAAGGAGGUGAACCUUCUCCGGGAGCAGCUAUUGGAACGGGAGGAAGAGAUCGCUGAGCUGAAGGCAGAGAGGAACAACACACGGCUGCUGUUGGAGCACUUGGAAUGCCUUGUCUCGAGGCAUGAGCGCUCUCUGCGCAUGACCGUGGUGAAAAGGCAGGCACAGUCUCCGGCUGGUGUGUCCAGUGAGGUGGAAGUCCUCAAGGCACUCAAGUCCCUGUUUGAGCAUCACAAAGCACUGGAUGAGAAGGUGCGGGAGAGGCUGCGAGUUGCCCUGGAACGGUGCAGUGCGCUGGAGGAGCAGCUUGCAGCUUCACACAAAGAGUUAACCUUUCUGAGAGAGCAGAACAGCCAGAAGAAAGUGGUGGCUGAUGGACCUGUAGAAAUCAGCCAUGAUGCUGGAAAUGCCCUGAGCACUAACGGCAAGCGUUCCUCAGAUGGGUCACUGAACCAUGAAGAGGACCUGGUUAAGACUGCUGAGCUACAGGAGGUCAUUGACCGGCAGAGCAAAGAACUGAGUCAGAUGAAAGAGCGCCUGGCUGCGCUCUCAAGUCGGGUGGCUGAGUUGGAAGAGGACCUGGACACCGCCCGCAAGGACCUCAUCAAGUCGGAGGACACCAACAGCCGGCUGCAGAGGGACAUCCGAGAGUCCAUGGCACAGAAGGAAGACAUGGAAGAAAGGAUCACGACCCUGGAAAAGCGCUAUCUAGGUGCACAGCGCGAGGCCACGUCUGUUCAUGACCUCAAUGACAAGCUGGAGACUGAAAUCGCUAAUAAGGAGUCCCUGUUACGUCAAGCGGAGGAGAAGAACCGACAGCUGCAAGAGCGGCUGGAGCUGGCUGAACAGAAGCUGCAGCAGACCAUGAGGAAGGCAGAGACUCUGCCCGAGGUGGAGGCUGAGCUGGCGCAGAGGGUGGCAGCACUUAGCAAGCCUCACCGCUCAGUGUGCACCGACUCUGGCCUCAAGGAGGCCAAGUUGCUGAGGAAGGCUGAGGAGCGACAUGGAAACAUUGAGGAGCGAUUGAGGCAGAUGGAGGCUCAACUGGAAGAGAAGAACCAAGAGCUGCUGAGGGCACGUCAGAGGGAGAAGAUGAACGAGGAGCACAACAAGCGUUUGUCCGAAACGGUGGACAAGCUGCUCUCCGAGUCCAACGAGAGGCUCCAGCUCCAUCUAAAGGAAAGAAUGUCUGCUCUGGAGGACAAGAACGCUCUCAUUCGAGAUCUUGAGCACACAAAGAAGCUGAUUGAAGAAGCACACCAUGAGAAGGAACAGCUUCUGAUAGAAAUUGAGACAAUGAGAGCGGAAAGCGAGCAGGGGAGGAGCAGGAGCAACUCAAUGCUGCAUCAUGGGCGCUCCCACCUGGUCAACACCCCAGACUUCAGGUACCCGGUGUCUACGUCCUCCGUGAUGGACAGCCACUCAGACCAUUUUAGCAGCGCCUUGGUGCUGAGGCGGCCUCAGAAAGGACGGGUUGCUGCGCUCCGGGAGGAGCCCUCUAAGAGGCAUGUACAGACUCUUAAUGAGCAAGAGUGGGAACGAGUGCAGCAGGCCAAUGUGCUGGCCAAUGUGGCGCAUGCCUUUGAGAGCGACAUGGACAUGUCUGACGUGGAGGAUGACCGAGAAACCAUCUUCAGUUCUGCGGACCUGCUGUCACCUGCUGGCCAGGCAGAUGCCCAGACUCUGGCUUUGAUGCUGCAGGAGCAGCUGGAUGCCAUCAACAAUGAGAUCAGGAUGAUCCAGGAGGAGAAGGAAAGCACCACACAGCGGGCAGAGGAGAUUGAGAGUCGUGUGGGCAGUGGCGAUAGCCUGGGCAGCCACUUCCGCUCCCUCAGCUCCCUCCCACCCUCUUUUGCAGGCUCCUCCCUGGUUGGGUCCUCACCCCCAGGCUCUGGCCAUUCUACCCCACGCCGCAUGCCCCGCAGCCCCAACCGGGAGGUGGACCGCAUGGGUGUCAUGACACUGCCUAGCGAUUUACGGAAGCACCGUAGGAAGUCUUCGCAGGAUGACAAAGCUACAAUAAAAUGUGAGACCUCGCCUCCCUCAACGCCACGAUCCAUUCGUCUCCACAAGGGAGCCGUUCAUGCAGCCAGUCAUGAAGAUCUCAGGGAUAUCAGGAGUGCCACUGGCUUCCAGGAUGGCCAGGGCAGCAACCCCAGCAGUAGUAACAGCAGCCAGGACUCUCUCAAUAAGGCCACCAAGAAGAAGGGCAUCAAGUCCUCCAUUGGGCGACUUUUUGGCAAGAAGGAGAAGGGUCGACCUGGCCCCCCUGGCAAAGAUGGCCCCAGCCAAGCGGGCACUCCAGAGUCCGAGAACUCUCCACAGGAUGCCUUGUGCCUCAGCAAGCUGGGCAGCCAGGGUGAGAAGAACAGGAAGCUGCAGAAGAAUCCAAAAACAGGGCACGAGCUGCUGGAGGAGGCACGACGACAAGGCCUUCCCUUUGCUCAGUGGGAUGGUCCAACUGUGGUGGUCUGGCUGGAGCUGUGGGUGGGGAUGCCAGCCUGGUACGUGGCAGCCUGCCGAGCAAACGUGAAGAGCGGUGCCAUCAUGUCAGCCCUGUCAGACACUGAGAUCCAGCGAGAGAUUGGCAUCAGCAACCCACUGCACCGACUCAAACUGCGCUUAGCCAUCCAGGAGAUUAUGUCCCUAACAAGCCCCUCAGCCCCGCCUACUUCCAGGACGUCGACGGGCAAUGUGUGGGUCACACAUGAAGAGAUGGAGAGCCUCGCAGCCACGCCUCAAACGGAGGAUGAGGAGGGCAGCUGGGCCCAGACACUGGCGUAUGGCGAUAUGAACCACGAGUGGAUCGGAAACGAGUGGCUCCCCAGCUUGGGCCUGCCCCAGUACCGCAGCUACUUCAUGGAGUGCCUUGUGGAUGCACGCAUGCUGGACCACCUGACCAAGAAGGACCUCCGAGGACAACUCAAAAUGGUGGACAGCUUCCACAGAAAUAGUUUCCAGUGUGGCGUGAUGUGUUUGCGGCGGCUUAAUUAUGACAGAAAAGAGCUGGAAAGGAGGAGGGAAGAAUCAUUGACAGAGGUCAAAGAUGUGCUGGUAUGGAGUAACGAACGGGUCAUUAACUGGGUCCAGUCCAUUGGACUUAAAGAGUAUGCAAACAACCUGCUGGAGAACGGUGUGCAUGGUGCCCUCGUUGCCUUAGACGAAACUUUUGAUCACAAUGCGCUGGCUCUCCUGUUGCAGAUCCCCACUCAAAACACUCAGGCAAGAGCUGUUCUGGAGAGAGAAUACAACAACCUCUUGGCUCUGGGUACAGAGCGAAGACUGGAUGAGGAUGAUGACAAAAACUUCCGGAGAGCACCUUCUUGGAGGAAGAAAUUUCGUCCCAAAGAUGUGAGGGGGAUGUCAGCAGGGUCUGCUGAAACUCUCCCAGCCAACUUCAGGGUUACAAGUACCAUGUCUUCACCAUCUAUGCAGCCAAAGAAGAUGCAAAUGGACGGAAAUGUAUCUGGGACACAAAGGUUGGACUCUGCUACAGUUAGGACUUACUCCUGUUAACACCUCCCUCUUGUUUAUCCACAUUAUUUGUAUAGGUAAUUAUGCAGCACAAUUCCAGUUGAAGUCAACAUCAACAGAAUCAGGAAGGAAUCAUCAUUGAGGACUUAAAAUAUUUUAUUACAGAGUAUAAUUAGCUGUUUUAAAUCUCUUGAACUACCCUAGAGGAAAUAGUUUAAGUGUUUGUUAUAUUUAUGUAAACUGAUGGGACAUUUUGUGUAUUUAGAUCUAAUAUGUAUUUUUGUUUGCCUGACUAUUCAUUCUGAAUUUUGUUGCUUUCCUUUCAAUUCUCCUGUGCCCUUAUCAGAUCUAAAUUCUUCAGAUGUAACUGAAUGUAUCACAAGUCUGAAGUUUGUAUAUUUAUCUGCAGAUGUUAUCUAAUCUUUUUUUUAUAUUUCUAAUUCUGUAUUUUACACCAAGUUCAUUUUGUUUAAUCAAUGGAAUUUAAUGCUAAAGUGACUAACUGGUGUGAUCAUUUUGUUCCCCCUUUGUUUUAAUCAAAUUAUGUUUAAAUGUUAUGUGUAAUCAGAGAACUGCUGAAGCUCAUCCCUAAACUUGAUUUAGCUUUCUCUUUUGGAAGUUGAAUUAAAAAU
Messenger RNA from Scleropages formosus (Asian bonytongue), 5459 nucleotides. RefSeq names its product PTPRF interacting protein alpha 1 (gene ppfia1). The record is from RefSeq and is a predicted model, not a curated record. Lineage: Eukaryota; Metazoa; Chordata; Actinopteri; Osteoglossiformes; Osteoglossidae. Gene Ontology annotation, biological process: synapse organization. Gene Ontology annotation, molecular function: protein binding. The transcript has 34 exons. The coding region runs from base 1072 to 4869 and encodes 1265 amino acids. Gene Ontology annotation, cellular component: presynaptic active zone.